Molecule: messenger RNA, 3565 nt
Organism: Ornithorhynchus anatinus (platypus)
Lineage: Eukaryota; Metazoa; Chordata; Mammalia; Monotremata; Ornithorhynchidae
Gene: ABCG4
Product: ATP binding cassette subfamily G member 4
Exons: 14
Coding region: 2-1957 (651 amino acids)
Cellular component (GO): plasma membrane
Molecular function (GO): ATP binding; ABC-type transporter activity; ATP hydrolysis activity
Source: RefSeq, a predicted model, not a curated record
GAUGGCGGAGAAGGCUCUGGAGGCGGGCGGCUCCGGGCCGGGGCCCGUGGCGGUGGCCGUGGGCUUAGAGGAAGGGGCGGUGCGGGCCGUGGCCCCCGCGGACCCCCCUCUGCUGACCACGCACCUGAAGAAGGUGGAGAACCACAUCACCGAGGCCCAGCGCUUCUCCCACCUGCCCAAACGCUCGGCCGUGGACGUGGAGUUCGUGGAGCUCAGCUAUUCCGUGCGCGAAGGGCCCUGCUGGCGCAAGAGGGGGUACAAGACCCUGCUCAAGUGUCUGUCCGGCAAGUUCUCCCGCAGGGAGCUCAUCGGCAUCAUGGGCCCCUCCGGCGCCGGCAAGUCCACCUUCAUGAACAUCCUCGCGGGGUACAGGGAGUCGGGCAUGAAGGGGCAGAUCCUGGUGAACGGGAGGCCCCGGGAACUGCGCACCUUCCGCAAGAUGUCUUGUUACAUCAUGCAGGACGACAUGCUGCUUCCCCAUCUCACCGUGCUCGAGGCCAUGAUGGUCUCCGCCAACCUGAAGCUGAAUGAAAAACUGGAGGUCAAGAAGGAGCUGGUGACGGAGAUCCUGACGGCGCUGGGCCUGCUGGAUUGUUCGCGCACACGCACUGGGUUGCUCUCCGGAGGGCAGCGCAAGCGCCUGGCCAUCGCCCUGGAGCUGGUCAACAACCCCCCCGUCAUGUUCUUCGACGAGCCCACCAGUGGCCUGGACAGCGCCUCCUGCUUCCAGGUGGUGUCCCUCAUGAAGUCUCUGGCCCAGGGGGGCCGCACCAUCAUCUGCACCAUCCACCAGCCCAGCGCCAAGCUCUUCGAGAUGUUCGACAAGCUCUACAUCCUGAGCCAAGGCCAGUGCAUCUUCAAAGGGGUGGUCACCAACCUGAUCCCCUACCUGAAAGGGCUGGGCCUACACUGCCCCACCUACCACAACCCCGCCGAUUUCAUCAUCGAGGUGGCAUCGGGCGAGUACGGCGACUUGAAUCCCCUGCUCUUCCGGGCAGUACAGAAUGGACUGUGCACCAUGGCGGAGAAGAAGGGCAGCCCAGGGCAUGGGGACACCAACACCCCCUGCCCCCCGCGCCCCACGGAAGUGGACCACAUCGAGAGCCACACCUUUGCCACCAGUACCCUCACCCAGUUCUGCAUCCUCUUCAAGAGAACCUUCCUGUCCAUCCUCAGGGACACGGUCCUCACCCAUCUGCGGUUCAUGUCUCAUGUGCUUAUCGGCGUCCUCAUCGGCCUGCUCUACCUGCACAUCGGCGAUGACGCCGGAAAAGUCUUCAACAAUACCGGCUGCCUCUUCUUCUCCAUGCUCUUCCUCAUGUUUGCCGCCCUCAUGCCCACCGUCCUCACCUUCCCCCUGGAGAUGGCCGUCUUCAUGCGCGAACAUCUCAACUACUGGUACAGCCUCAAAGCGUAUUACCUGGCCAAGACCAUGGCUGAUGUUCCCUUCCAGGUAGUGUGUCCCAUCGCCUACUGUAGCAUCGUGUACUGGAUGACGAGCCAACCCCCCGAGGCUACCCGCUUCCUGCUCUUCUCCGCUCUGGCCACGGCCACCGCUCUCGUAGCCCAGUCCUUGGGGCUGCUCAUUGGCGCGGCCUCCAACUCCCUGCAGGUGGCCACCUUCGUGGGACCCGUCACGGCCAUCCCGGUCCUCCUCUUCUCCGGCUUCUUCGUCAGCUUCAAAACCAUCCCUACAUACCUGCAGUGGAGCUCCUACCUCUCCUACGUCAGGUAUGGCUUCGAGGGUGUGAUCCUGACCAUCUACGGGAUGGGGCGGGCGGACCUGUCCUGCCCGGUCAGCUUCUGCCCCUUCCAGCAGCCCAGCCGCAUCCUGCAGGAGUUGGACGUGGAGGACGCCCGGCUCUAUCUGGAUUUCCUCGUGCUGGGGGUCUUCUUCCUGGCCCUCCGGCUCCUGGCCUACCUGGUCCUGCGCUACCGUGUCAAAUCGGAGAGAUAGAGCUCUCCACCCCCGUCGCUGGAGACCCCCGCCCAGCCCCCUCAGCGCCACUCCCCGCUCCCCCAGCCCCUCGGGACUGUUUUAACCUCAGAGACUGCGGUUGCUGGAGUCACCGCUCCCACCACCACCCCCCGACAGAAAAACAAACAAAAAACUGUCUGCUCUCCCCCUCUCCCCAGACGCCUGGGUCAUCCGUAGGUUCCUGCCCUCUUCCAGACCGUGUUGCCCUCCUGUUUUUGUGCUGUUUGUGGCUCUCCCCUCCCUGCAUGCAAGGGAUCCUGGGGGGGGGGAGGAGGGGGAGAGGCUGGGGUUAGCCCCUUCCCCUCCCCUGCUGCUACACCUGCUCCGAACCCUACCCGACAGGGACUGCCGAUUCCUUCCCCUUCCCCAGCCCCCAGCUCCUCUUCGAUCUGACCAAAGCGCCCCCCUUCCCGGGGCUCCCACCGCACAAGUGUUUGUAAACAGCCUUUCACCCUGCCCCCAGUACACCCCCCCCACGCACACCCCUCUCUGGGCUGCAAAGAGUUAGCCCCAAGACGGUUCUUUUGGGGCGAUCCCAUUAAAAUGUCGGAUGUGGGGAGGACGGGAAGACUCUGGAAGUCUCCGACUCUGGAACCUCCCUGUAUGCCAGGGUGAUGGAACAAUCCAAGGUGGGGAGCCCCGGUUGGCAGAAGCUCUGCCGUCUCUGCCUCGGUCUACCCAGACCUGGGACCCGGGAAGGGGGCCGGGGGUCAGAUCUCCCCUGACUUUCUUCCCCCCUUCUAGCCAGGGCUACACAGCAAUAAUGCUCCCCCUGCCGCCCCCGCCCCCAGCAACUCUGGAGAAUGCACUUUAACGGGGUCCGGGGUCGGAGGGGGGCGGGGAGGUUCAGGCUACCAGACCCCUGCCCCUCCCCAGCCUCGUCACUACACGUGCACACACACGCAGUCUCUGCCACGCACAGGCGUGCACACAAUCUUCCCCUGUGUUUCCCCCCCCCCCCCCCCGUCCUCUGCCCCAGUGCCAUGGGGCAGCAGGGGUAUUCUGAAGGCCGGGGGGUGCGGGGCAGCGGGGCUGGGGUGCCCGGGGUCGGGGGGGCACACAGGGCCCCGUCCAGUCCCGUGCCGCCUUCUCUCCCAGGGCUCUCGGUUGGGCGGAUCUCCAGGGGCUGUGGGCGCGGGCCUCCUCCUCGCCCUGCCAUUCAGGGCCGGGCCCAAGCACAGGUAGGAGUUGGGAGGAGUUGGAAUCGGCCACUUGCCCACCCCCCGGGCAGCCCUCCCCUUCUCUGGGCUGACCCCACUCCCCAGCCCCCCUUGACCGGCCUCUUCCCCUUCUCUGCCGCUUUGUCCGCGUCCCAACUGCCCCCUUCCCGCCCCAGAAAGGGACACGUUGACCCCGGGCCCGAAGAAGAGGCAGCCAGAGCUUGGCUGGCUUCUCUGGAGGGACCCAGGCUCUCUGCUGCUAACCUCUCCUCUCCCUCCUGGGGGCUGCGCCCUCUCCCCUCCUCCCCCUUCCUUCUUCCCCCCACCCCACCCCACCCGGCAAGCCUCCCGUGGGUUCAGAUGCACCAAGAUGCCAGUUGUACUUGUGGGAUUUCCCCCAUUAUUAAUAAAACCUAUUUAUACUGUA